Cuscuta campestris is the source of this 1755-nucleotide messenger RNA. Lineage: Eukaryota; Viridiplantae; Streptophyta; Magnoliopsida; Solanales; Convolvulaceae. The record is from the annotation of a GenBank genome assembly.
GCCAAAACACACCCCAAAGAAAUGGCAAUCUUAAAGUAUUGGCUUAUCACCAUUUCCUUAAUUUUCUCAUCAACACAUUGCUUUGCUUUCUCAAACUCUUCAUCAUCAUCUAUCCAAGAGGAUUUCUACAACUGCAUAUGUUUGAACUCAAAUUUCUCUGCCCCUUUCUCCACAGCUUUCUUCACCCCUAGCAAUGCUUCAUUCCCUACCGUUCUCGAAUCCACCGCCCAAAAUCUCCGGUACCUGGUCCCGUCCGCCCCGAAACCGAAACUUAUUUUCAAGCCACCCGCCGAGUCCCAUGUCCAAGCCGCAGUCAUUUGCGCGAAACAACUCGGCAUUCAGCUCAGAGUCCGGAGCGGGGGCCACGACUACGAAGGCCUCUCUUAUGUUUCUGGAAUGGAACCGCCGUUCGUUGUCCUUGACCUCUCCAAUCUAAGAGAGGUCAAGGUUGACGCGGCGGCUAACAUUGCUUGGGCCCAAGUGGGCGCCACUGUCGGGGAAGCAUAUUACAGGAUUUCACAAGAGAGCGGGAAUCUGGGCUUCCCGGCGGGCCUGUGUUCCAGCCUGGGAAUCGGGGGGCACAUAACCGGAGGAGCGUACGGUCCGAUGAUGAGAAAGUACGGUCUCGGAGCUGACAACGUUGAAGACGCUCGGAUUGUGGACGCCAGGGGGAGGAUUCUGGACAGGCAAGCCAUGGGAGAGGAUCUUUUCUGGGCGAUCAGGGGAGGCGGCGGCGGCAGCUUCGGAAUCAUACUGUCAUGGAAGCUCAGCCUCGUUCCCGUCCCUUCUGUGGUGACCGUGUUCACUGUCCCCAAAACCCUGGAGGAGGGCGCCACCGGAAUCCUGUACAAAUGGCAAAACGUGGCCGAUAAGCUCCCGGAAGAACUGUUCAUCAGGGUGGUCAUAUCGGUGGUCAAUGGCACGGGAGAAGAGCAGAGGACGGUCCAAACGGCGUACAAUGCGCUGUUUCUGGGCAAAUCCGAAACGCUUUUGCAGAUCAUGGGAGAAAGUUUCCCAGAGCUGGGGUUAACCAAGCAAGACUGCACAGAGAUGAGCUGGAUCGAAUCCGUGCUCUACAUCGCCGGAUUCCCAACAAACACCCCGCCGGAAGUCCUACUCCAGGGCAAAUCUCAGUUCAAGAACUACUUCAAAGCAAAAUCAGAUUUUGUCAGAAAACCGGUCCCAGAAACCGGGCUGGAAGGGAUAUGGAAGAAACUCUUGCAGGAGGACUCUCCAUUGAUGAUCUGGAACCCCUAUGGAGGAAUGAUGGGGAAGAUUCCAGAAUGUCAGACUCCAUUCCCACACAGAAAAGGGGUCAUCUACAUGAUCCAAUACCUAACUCUCUGGAACGACGACUCCCAAGAAUCUGCAAAGAAACACAUGGAUUGGAUGAGGGAUUUCUACAGUUUCAUGGCUGAUUAUGCAUCGAAAUCUCCAAGAGAAGCAUAUGUGAAUUACAGAGAUCUUGACCUGGGGACUAACAAGAAUGGAAAUGCUAGCUACAAUCAGGCUGUGUCUUGGGGGAAGCAGUAUUAUAAGGGUAACUUUGAAAGAUUGGUCCGUGUGAAGACCAAAGUUGACCCAGACAACUUCUUCGUGCAUGAACAGAGUGUCCCCACAUUACCUCUGAGCAUGUGGAGUCCGAGAACAGAGAAGAAGGCAAUGACCGAUUAAUUCGAUAUAUCAAUGUGUUUAUUUGUAGUUCCUUGGAGUCAUUAUCAGCUUUGUUUAAAUUAAUAAAACAACUCCAGCUAU